AUGAAGUCUUCUCCUUCAUCCCAUGUAGACCAUCUUGGAUCUCUCAUUCGACCCAAAUUGCUCUUCGACCAGCGUGUUUUGUUGGAGCAAGGAAAAUGCUCCAGAGGCGACCUGACGCCAAUUGAGGAUGCUGCUGUUGCUCAUGUUGUUCGGCUUCAGCGCUCUUUGGGUCUGGCAACGAUUACCGAUGGCGAAAUGCGGCGGGAGAUUUUCUACGAGGGCGUCUUCGACAAGUUGGAUGGUGUUACUUGUCGUUUACGCCCAAUGUCAGAGUUCAUGAACUACUGGCCACAUAUCCAGGCAUUCAGUGCCAUGGGACUUACAGAACUCACAUCAUGUUUUUGCUCUGGCAAGAUUAGACGGAACAAGCCCAUCAUGACUGAGGAGUUCGAAACACUGAAGAGACUGGUGCCGCGCAAGGAAGUUGGACGUUUGAAGAUUACGAUGUGCCCCCCGACGUGGUUUCAUACGCUCCAUGGAACACAUCUUACCUACGAUAAAUCUGUCUACGACUCUGAUGAGGAGUAUUUCGCGGAUGUUGGCACAGUUUAUCGUGCAGAGUUCAAAGCCCUAUAUGCAUUGGGAUGUCGUAACAUCCAACUGGAUGAACCCACCUUCACCUCUUUCUGUAACGAUGAAGUCCUGAGGAACAUACAGACAGCAGGAAUCAACCCUGACUCCUUACUGGACUUGUACAUCCAUGCGAUAAAUCUUUGCACUAGAGAUCGACCACGUGAUCUCAACGUCGCUAUUCACUUAUGUCGUGGAAAUUUCGCCGGAGGACUGCCUUUUACCUCCGGAAGCUAUGAGAACAUCGCGAAGAAGCUCUUCUUGAAUCUGGACGUGGACACGUUCUAUCUAGAGUACGACGACGAACGCUCUGGAAGUUUUCUGCCUCUGCGCUUUGUCCCACCGACCAAGAAAGUCGUGCUGGGGAUUGUAACGACUAAACAUGCCGAGCUUGAGAACCCCGACUUUCUCAAGGCACGCAUUGUCGAAGCUGUUCAAAUCCUAGUGAACGGAGCGCCUCCCCGCGCGCCCGAGGUUGCUCUCGCUCAGCUCUCGAUCAGCCCUCAAUGUGGGUUUGCUUCUUCGUGGAAAGGCAAUCCUGUUACGGAGCAAGAUGUUAGAGCCAAGAUUGGACUGCUUCAUCAGGUGGCUCUUGAUGUCUGGGGGGCCUCGGAGCAAGUAGCUCAAAUGGCACGACUUUGA
Molecule: messenger RNA, 1212 nt
Organism: Mycena indigotica
Lineage: Eukaryota; Fungi; Basidiomycota; Agaricomycetes; Agaricales; Mycenaceae
Product: Methionine vitamin-b12
Exons: 16
Coding region: 1-1212 (403 amino acids)
Molecular function (GO): zinc ion binding; 5-methyltetrahydropteroyltriglutamate-homocysteine S-methyltransferase activity
Source: RefSeq, a predicted model, not a curated record